Molecule: messenger RNA, 4683 nt
Organism: Sclerotinia trifoliorum
Lineage: Eukaryota; Fungi; Ascomycota; Leotiomycetes; Helotiales; Sclerotiniaceae
Source: the annotation of a GenBank genome assembly
ACUUUUUAUAUAUCAUGAAGCAAGGCUGUCUCAUCAGCAUUUUCCCUCUCACAAAAUCUUCCUGGGCUGCACGGCCUUUUGUCCCUCCAUCAUUCGAUAGUCACUACUUCUGUUUCUAAACAACACCCUACUCUCUCAUCCAUACCAUUUAAAUUUGUAUAGGACGGCUAAAACUAAGUCACGAUGAGCGCACCACAGCAGUUGUCUCUGCUCUCGUUGGACGGUGGUGGGAUUCGUGGGCUUUCCAUGCUCUUCAUUAUAGAAGAAAUCAUGAAUAGAAUCAAUCCAGACUCUCCACCAAAGCCAUGCGAAUACUUUGACAUGAUCGGAGGGACAAGCACCGGAGGGUAAGCCCAAAUAUUCUCCCUUGGAGACAUAAGGCUGACUAAGAAGGCUAAUUGCAAUUAUGUUGGGCCGCCUUGAGAUGUCUGUGCAAGAAUGUAAGGAAGCAUACACGGAGAUGAUGGGGAAAAUUUUUCUCAAAAAACACUCCCGCAUUUCCCUUACGAAACGAAAAGUCCGAGGACAGUUUGAUACUAUAGUACUUGAGGAAGCUAUCAAGGCGGUUAUCAAGGAUCGCGGAAUACCUGUAGAUUCCCUUCUCUUUUGGCCGCAAGGGAAGUGUAAGAUGUAAGUAAAGUAGAGCUGGCUCUAGUUAUUUGAUUGUGCUAACAACUUUGAUACUAGAUUUGUCACCAGCACUACGAGAGAGGGUCGUGGCACUCGACGUCUUGCAAGCUAUCAAUCCCGAGGAGCUGGAGACCUCAUCAAAUACACCAAAAUUUGGGAGGCUGCCCGGGCAACAUCUGCAGCACCAUCGUUCUUUGAUCCUGUAGUGAUUGGACCAUAUGGCGAAAAGUUUUUGGACGGCGGAACUGGAGCGAAUAACCCCGUCGUUGAAUUGUGGAACGAAGCAAAGGACAUCUGGUCAUCAGUUACUUUGGAAGCACAACUAAGGUGUCUCAUAUCGAUUGGGACUGGCGUGCCAAAGGCUGAGGCAUUCGGAGAGCAUCCGGCUGAAAUCUUCCGCACUAUUUUGGCCAUAGCUACAGAUACGGAGAAAACGGCCCAAGACUUCCACAGACGCCACAAUGAUCUUGACAAGGACAAUAUCUACUACCGCUUCAACGUCCAGCGGGGGCUAGAAACUGUAGGCUUGAAUGAAACUAAAAAGUUGGCCAUUAUUGCGUCAGCAACUCGCUCUUACAUGGCUCAGCAAGAUGUUCAGAAUCAACUACGCAUCUGUGAAGAACGUCUACAGGAAAGAAUUGGUUCGUCAGCUUAAUUUACUGUCUCUCGAAUUUAUCUCCAUAGAUCAUAGUUCUUUAAAUCCAAAUUAUUGUACCAAUUUUAGGAACUGUGCCCCUUCAGGUGCCAUCACUAACUGUAUUCUUGAGCUAGCGGGCUCGGUGUCUCCACUUCCGAAAAGAACCGAGAAAGGUAAGCGCUACAAUUGCUAGUCCUGUCAAAAUGUUUUCUGGGACUGACAUUUUACAGAUUGCUUGAGAACUUUGUUUUUCGAGUACGGGGCACGACAGGACGCCAUUGAACUUCCAGACUCUGUGGGGGAAGGAAGGUUAGAGUGGAUAUUACACGACCCAAACUUCCAACAAUGGGAGGCAAGGGAAAAUCUUCCGCGUCAUCAAGGUGUCUUUUCCAUAGAAGGGCAUCCAGGUUCAGGAAAGUCAACAAUGAUGAAGUAUUUGGUCACUCGAUUUACCUCUCCCGAGUUCAAGGAGGAGUCUGGGAGAGACGAGAUUGUCCUUGCCUUUUACUUCAACGCAAGAAGCGGCAAUGACUUGGAGAAAAAUACUUUAGGACUGUUUCAGUCUUUGCUGCACCAGCUUCUUUUGGAGACACCGCCAGUUCCUGAACGCAUUUUCAAGACUUUUACGCAAAGGAACGAAACUGGAGGUGAUUGGACUUGGAAGCAGAACGAGAUUGUGGAAUACUUUCUCCAAGCCCUUGAGCGCGAGCAUCUCAAGCCUGUUACUAUUUUCAUCGAUGCCCUUGAUGAAUGUGGUAUAGACGGAACGACCCAGGAGGCAUUGAGGAUUAUUGAAAUUUUCCAAACUGCAGUCACUACUGCUAAGAAAAAUGGCAGGAUCUUGAACUUGUGUGUUUCCAGUCGUCACUACCCAAACAUCCGUUUCCAGCAUUGCAGCGGAGUCAACGUAGAGGAAAACAACAAGCAAGAUAUUGGUGCCUUCAUUGAAAGCAAACUUCCCUCUGCGACUAAGCUCUCAUGUGAAUACUCAGAGAGACAAGCAUUGAAAUCGGAUCUCGUGGAGAAAGCAGGUGGCAUUUUCCUUUGGGUAAAACUCGUGAUGGCAAAAUUGAAAAACAUGUAUGCUGGAGGGGAGUCAAUUAGUAGCUUGCGCGAAGAGCUCAAGAGAGUCCCUUCCGACUUACACCAAUUGUAUAAGCAGCUAGUCGAGAGUUGUCAAGGGGAUAAAGGCCGUGGUGAGAUGUUGCAGAUUUUGCAAUGGGCUCUCUUUUCGCAGACGCAACUUACUGCCGGCGAACUACGCCACGCAAUGGCACUUGCAUGCACAGCUACAUCCGUAAGCCCUGCCAAAGAACUGGUCCAAACGUGGCAAAAUGAGACGAAGCAUCUCACAACAAACGAGAGGUUUGCAGACAUGGUGCGAACUCGCACUAAAGGCCUGGUCGAAGUGAUCGACGAACCACUCAAUUCUGGGUCAAUUGAUAGCCAUAGCUCCCGAUGUCGGUCGACGAGCAUGACGCCUGAGUCGAUUACAUUCGAUUAUGAUUCUGAGUCCAGUUUGGAGAACGAUUGGCCGAGAGUACUCCAACAGCCCCACCAUGGCACGCCAGAGGCUUCUGUACACGGUGGGCUUCGACUUGGCGCACGUAGAGAGCUGCAAAGCUCUUUUUGGAGACAGCGCAUACAAGUCAUUCACGAGUCGGUUCGAAAUUUUUUCGUCAAAGAAUCAGGUCUACUUCUCUUGGACCCAGGCUUGGACUCACAGCUAAUCGGACUUAGCCAUAAUCAACUUUUGGAUGACAGUCUGAAAUACCUCACCUUAUACCAAAUAGGAGAGUCAAUUUCUAGUCCCGUAGCCUCUGAGGAUUUAGCAUCAAGCGUUGACCUCGAUGCCCUGUCUGUCACUUCUGAUGAGCUUCAGCCUCCAUUUGAGGAACCACCUAUACUUCUGAAGUACUCGGCAAAUUAUUUGUUUGUGCACGCUUGUGAGGCAGACCAACAUGGCGUCGCCCAAUUCAACCUCUUUGACAGACUGUACACAUCCGAUGAUGGCGCACUCUUAAAAUUGAUAAUUUCAUUGAACAAGAAGCAACCUCUGAGGCUUAAGCAAAAUUAUCCAUGGAAAACGAGUGCACCAAAUGUGGUAUUAGCUUUGGCAUCAUACUACAAGGUCGAGAGCUGCUUGGCCAAUCUUCUAGACCAGAAUGGUGGGAACAGCCGACAAGGAGCCGAUAUCAACGCUUUACUUGGCUGUGACGACCUAACUUUGGAGUCAAACGACCUAAUUUUUGGGGCUCACCUACCUUUGUGGUCUGACGCCUACACCCCUCUAAUGUUUGCAUGCAUAGCUAAUCACGAGAGCGUCGUCAAAUUCCUGCUAAGAGCAAAAGCCGACGUUAACAUCAAAAGUCCAAGAAUGGAGUACACAGCUCUCCAUCUUGCUGCUUUUUGGGGAAACAAAAACAUUUGUAGAAUGCUUCUUCGAUGUAAAGCAAAUGUUCAGGUAUUAGAUGUCAAAGAAAAAUCACCUCUCUUUUAUGCCUGUGGAAAUCAACGAUCCGAGGUGGUCAUACAAUUAAUCAAGAGUGGCGCAGCAGUCCAAUCAACAGAGGAACAGAAUGUCAUCCUUCGUUUUGUAUUUGGUCGUGAGUCUUACAAAAGUGAAUGGCCCAUAUUGACCAAGGUCUUCAACAAUAUUCUGGACGUAAAUUAUCAAGGUGUGGAUGAGGAAACACCCCUAAGUCUUGCUAUACAGACUGGAAAUGCAAACUUAGUGAGAUUGAUGCUGGAGCGUGGAGCAGAACUUUGGGCGGGCACGGGCUUCUGCAGCUCUCCGUUAUACACUGCGUGUCACAAUAACGCUUUGGCGUGGCUUGUAAAAAUCAUGAUGAACAACGAUUGGGGUGCAAAAUACAAUUGGGACAAGAAAGAUGUUGCCCAUGGUAAGACGAUUCUACAUUGGGCAGCAGAAUUUGACUUCAUUGAUCUUAUCCAAGAGCUUAUCGCAGCCAAGGCCAGUCCCCAUAUUCACGAUUUUUAUGGAGAGACUCCUUUGCAUUAUGCUGCAGAAACCGGUCAUUUUAAGGCAGUGAAGUUGUUGGUGGGCGCGGGAGCAAGCCUAACUGUCACUGAUUUCGAGUGCAGAAACUUUCGGACACCGCGAGACUGCGCGACACAAAAUGGUCAUUACACCAUCGUCGACUACCUCUCGAAACUCAUGGACAAUUUUCCUUCUUAGUUUUCCCAGAACUGUAUCUUUCUCUUCCUUGCCCUGAACAUGGACUAUAAGACCAAUUCCUAGAGCUUCAGUGGUCUUUCUAGAAGGAUAAUGAAAGAAUUACCGUUGCCAGCGCGUUGUCGAUGCUUACCUUGGUUAUCAAUUCGUUCCAGUAUUAUUGUGAGAUUUCCUAAUAAGUUAUUAAAUCACUUAAUAAUAUUAGCCGAACCAAUGAUCG